AUGAGCUCUCAUGUCGUCGUUCUCGACUCGACGGCGCGACGAGCGACCAUAAAAACCACUCCGGGCAAACAUCUGACUGAUAUUCUACAAGAGGCUUGCACCAAGCUGGGCGUAGAUGCCAGCCAACAUGGGUUGAAGUACAACACCCCUCCCAAGAGUCGUUCAAGAUACAAAGGAAAACAGCUCGACCUCUCCCUCGCCCUUCGCCUGUCUGGUCUUACCUCCGGCGCCAAACUAGAGCUGGUUCAACUCUCCCGAUCGCCCUCCGUCGUCACCGUCGCACUGCAGCUCCCCGAGUCAGAGGUGCGAGGAGCGCCCAGUGGCCGUGUCCUAGACAAGUUCCCAAGUACAACAACGAUCUGGUUGAUUCUCCGCAAGUUUGAGGCCGGCGUGGCUGGCAGUACAGUGACCCGGAAUCUGACCGGGCGAGGAAUCCCCGUGACAAGCGACGGCGGCGGCGCUGGACGAUUAUUCUACGAAACCCCAGUCGUUCAGGCCCUGGGGCGCGAACUCUCCUCCUUUACAGAUUUGCAGAAGACCCUGGCACAGCUCGGAUUCAACAGCGGGAAUGUGUUGCUGCGGUUGAGUUUCCGACGGACGGAGGAGCCGCUGGAGGAGGCCAUGGUCAAGAUCCAAGAAUUUUUCAAAGCGUCGGGCGAGGAAGACCACCCCACCUACGAGAGCGCCUCCUCAGCCACCCAACAAGCGCAGACGGGCAGUGAACACGAUCAGACCGAAACACAGCCCGCAGACACAACGUCUGACACGCACACGACUCCCUCCGAGCUGCCCGGCCCGUCAUCCUCUGCCGUCGGCGAACCUACCGAACCCUCUUCCGCUGCCACAGGUCGACCAGUGACGGUAUUCUCUCCUCCAACCAACACCACCCCGCAGUCCGCGCAAACGAACUACAACGACUCCGACUACAUCCCAUCCGUCGACCAUGCACAGGCCCACCAGCGCCGCCUCAACGCCUCCUCCCGUAACCAACGGCUACCCACAGACGCAGAGAUGGCCGCCCAAGCCGCAGCAGAGGAAGAGCGUCGAGCAGGCGUCAAAGAAGUCGACGUAAAAGUGCGACUACCAGACCAAAGCCAGGUCGUCGCAAAAUUCAGCCAAUCAGACACGGGAAAGACGCUCUACGACUUCGUCCGGAGCUGUCUCGCUGCGCCCUUCGCUGCAGAGAGUUUCGUCCUCACGCAAUCCACUGUGGGCCCGCCUGCGAAAGCCACAAAGAAGCUACAGAGCGCCCUGCCUGACUCUGACAAGAGCCUUCUCAUCAAGAACCUGGGCCUCGCCGGCCGCGUCCUCAUCAACUUCUCCUGGCACGAGUCGGCGUCGUCCACCGCCCGCCAGGCGAAGAAGGAUCUCUUGAAACCGGAGCUCCGCACCCAGGCUCAGGACCUCAAGGUCGAACAGCCUGCCGAGAUGAUGGAUACCUCUGAGGACGGGCCCGCACCCCAAUCUGCGUCCGAUCGUCAAGAGGGAGGAAAGCCAGCUCGCAAACCGGGUAGUUUACCGAAAUGGUUGAAACUGCCUGGCAAGAAAUAA
Molecule: messenger RNA, 1551 nt
Organism: Aspergillus campestris IBT 28561
Lineage: Eukaryota; Fungi; Ascomycota; Eurotiomycetes; Eurotiales; Aspergillaceae
Product: putative UBX domain protein
Exons: 2
Coding region: 1-1551 (516 amino acids)
Molecular function (GO): protein binding
Source: RefSeq, a predicted model, not a curated record